Mangifera indica (mango) is the source of this 1468-nucleotide messenger RNA. RefSeq names its product galacturonosyltransferase 8-like. The transcript has 2 exons. Gene Ontology annotation, molecular function: polygalacturonate 4-alpha-galacturonosyltransferase activity. The coding region runs from base 287 to 1468 and encodes 393 amino acids. The record is from RefSeq and is a predicted model, not a curated record. Lineage: Eukaryota; Viridiplantae; Streptophyta; Magnoliopsida; Sapindales; Anacardiaceae.
UGUGCAAAAUUGUCAUUUUAAAUGUUACUAAUUUACCCGAGGGAUAAAUUUAGAAAGUAUCCUCUAAACUAGACUAUUCCGCGUUGCUUGAAGUGGCAAACCCACCAAUCGACGGUUUACAUCCAUUCGAUCGCUGCCGUGACCGCAGGCUAGACAUCUCAUCUCAUCUCAUCUUUCAUUAUUAAUCUCCAUUCCAAGCUAGAGCCAGGCAGGCAGCGACUGAGUGAGUGAUGAGUGAGUGAGAGAUAUAAAUCUCUAUCACUUUCACAUUACUUAUUAAUCGGCAAUGGCCAACACUCGAACCGCACGCACCGGACCAUGCCUCAUCGGACGAUUUGGUUUCACCAUGAAAAUGCUAGCCUUCGGCUUUAGUAUUCUCGUCUUUACCUUCUUAAGUCUCUCCUUUGCCUUCACUUUCCACUCAGAUUCUCACCAUCUUCUGCCCUCGGGUACGUACAGAAUUUCAUCCUUUGGGAGAUCCCUUUUGGGGCAAAAAUCGGAUCCACUGAAGCCUCGAUUGGAUCAGAUCCGAAAGCAAGCGGAUGAUCACCGAGCUUUGGUUAUGGCCUACGCAUCUUAUGCACGGAAGCUAAAGCUGGAGAACUCCAAAUUGGUUAGAAACUUUGCUGAUCUUUCUAGAAAUUUUACGGAUCUCAUCAAUAAACCAUCUUAUCGGGCUCUCACAGAGUCUGACUCCAUCCAAAUCGAUGAAUCCAUACUACGGCAAUUUGAAAAGGAAGUGAAAGAAAGAAUCAAAUUAACUCGCCAGAUAAUAGCAGAAGCUAAAGAGUCCUUUGAUAAUCAGUUGAAGAUUCAGAAACUAAAAGACACUAUUUUUGCAGUGAAUGAACAGUUAACAAAAGCUAAAAAGCAAGGAGCUUUUUCAAGUUUGAUAGCUGCAAAAUCGAUACCUAAGAGUUUGCAUUGUCUGGCUAUGAGGUUGAUGGAGGAGCGAAUUGCACAUCCUGAGAAAUACAAUGAGGAAGGGAAAGCAAGGCCCCCAGAAUUUGAAGACCCUAAGCUUUACCAUUAUGCUAUAUUUUCAGAUAAUGUGCUUGCAGCUUCUGUGGUGGUGAAUUCCGCUGUUAAGAACUCCAGAGAGCCAUCGAAACAUGUGUUUCAUGUAGUUACUGAUAAGAUGAAUCUUGGGGCCAUGCAGGUUAUGUUUAAAUUGAAGGAUUAUAAUGGGGCCCAUAUAGAAGUUAAGGCAGUUGAAGAUUAUAAGUUUUUGAAUUCAUCCUAUGUGCCUGUUUUGAGGCAGUUGGAGUCUGCUAAUUUGCAGAGGUUUUACUUUGAGAACAAGCUCGAGAAUGCAACAAAAGAUACGACAAAUAUGAAAUUUAGAAAUCCCAAGUACUUGUCGAUAUUGAAUCAUUUGAGGUUUUAUUUGCCUGAGAUGUACCCGAAAUUGCAUAGGAUUUUGUUCUUGGAUGAUGAUAUAGUUGUUCAAAGGGACUUAACAGGGUAA